Molecule: messenger RNA, 659 nt
Organism: Solea solea (common sole)
Lineage: Eukaryota; Metazoa; Chordata; Actinopteri; Pleuronectiformes; Soleidae
Product: P2X purinoceptor 7-like
Exons: 4
Coding region: 144-659 (171 amino acids)
Source: RefSeq, a predicted model, not a curated record
UAUUAAAAAAAGAAAAGGAAGACCAAACAUUGACAGUCUUAAUUGCUUUUUUGUUAUUAGAGCCAGAAAUCAAAUAAAUCAGAUACGCAGCUCUCCCUCUGGCACGAUUGAUGCUCUGCUCGUCAUUAUCAAAACAUUGUUAAAUGGCUGUGUCACGACCCCGCGCCGUAAUCCCUUACACAUUUGACCCGGAGUCUGACCCAGAGACAGAAGAUACUGUCGCAAGUGAAACACCUCCACAACAAAGACUGCUGCAGGACGCCUCAGAAUGGUGCACUUGUGGGAACUGCAUGACGAUGCCCACAGAAGGGGAGAACGUCUGCUGUAGAGAAACACUUAUGGUUAUCCGAAGAAUGAAUGAACUUCCGGACACACCAACAUGCAUGAUCUACCAUCCAGGCCUGGAGCCUAACUGUUUGAACCCAUACACACUGCAGAACAUGAACAACAUCUACCGGGCAGACUAUGGGCCUUUGCGGGGAAGAACAAUACACGAUCGCUACCGGCAUUUAGCAUACCGCAGCUUUGUCAGCUGGUGCUGGGGAUAUUUGGGACGACGUGUACGAGUUGUCAUCCCGUCGUGUGUCGUGUGCCGGAAACGCCAGGAGUUUCCUGAUCUGGCUGGACAAUAUGUUGGCUUCCGCCCACCCCUUGACUGA